UUUCUUUUUGUGUGUGAGUCUGUUUUAAUCUGGCGAAAGGCGCAUUGAGUAAAGGAAUUGAUGCAGCAAAAUAUUUUGCUUGAUCCCAAUAUUCGCGACUGGGUACUACUACCCCUCAUCGCGAUCGUUAUCUUUCUAGGAAUUUUGAGGCACUAUGCCACUCUCCUUUUCACGUCCCAACCUAAUAUUAACAUGACAGCAGUGUGCAAUACUAAUAUAGCGAACUACGCGCGUUUGCUGAUCCAUUCUGGAAAUAACCUUUCACCAGUGGCCUACAAAAAGCGUGUGGAGGAGUUGAUGAAUCACGAUCUGAAAAAAAAAGUGUCCCCGCCAAACCCCAUGGAGAUGAUGAACGACCCCAACAUGAUGAUGGGUCUCUUGAAAAACCAGUUUAUGACCUUAGUGCCGAACAUGGGUAUGAUGAUGCUGGUUUCGAACUUUUUUACUGGGUUUGUCGUUGCCAAACUUCCCUUUCCACUCUACCAGCGGUUUCGCGGCAUGAUGCAGCGCGGGCUGGAUAUUGAUGACCUAGACUGCACUUACGUCACGUCGUUGAGUAUGUAUUUUCUCAUUAUGUUUGGAAGCCAGGGAAUUUUGCAGCUCUUGCUCGGCCAAGAUGCCACGAUGAAUGACCAAACCUACAUGAUGCAACAAGUCCAGGGAGGUAGCACACCCGGGCAGCCUGUUGACUAUUCCAAGGUUUUUAAACAGAUCUCCGAAGAGUUGGAGUUCAUGAAAGAUCGUCACAAGUGGAGUUAUGCUAAUGCGCCAGAUACACUUCUGAAGGAAUGGCGAGCCGUUAAAAGACAGGCGAAUAGGAAGAAUUGGAAUAAAUAGAAGCGUGUGUCAAGUUCUUUUUUUUCCAUUUUUUGAAAAUACUAAAUUAUUAAAUCGUUGUUUUUUUUUGAGUGCCGAAAAAUCAGUAGUUUAGUCGGUUUGUUGUUCGAAUUUUCUACUUCCCAUUUUCACGAAACCUUUAUUUAACAA
Messenger RNA from Phytomonas sp. Hart1, 987 nucleotides. The record is from the annotation of a GenBank genome assembly. Lineage: Eukaryota; Euglenozoa; Kinetoplastea; Trypanosomatida; Trypanosomatidae.